Molecule: messenger RNA, 1122 nt
Organism: Mycena indigotica
Lineage: Eukaryota; Fungi; Basidiomycota; Agaricomycetes; Agaricales; Mycenaceae
Product: Metallo-hydrolase/oxidoreductase
Exons: 7
Coding region: 1-1122 (373 amino acids)
Biological process (GO): N-acylethanolamine metabolic process; N-acylphosphatidylethanolamine metabolic process
Cellular component (GO): membrane-bounded organelle; cytoplasm
Molecular function (GO): zinc ion binding; N-acylphosphatidylethanolamine-specific phospholipase D activity
Source: RefSeq, a predicted model, not a curated record
AUGCCAGUCCACACACCCUCCCAUUACCACAAAUCCAGAAGAGGGCCAUUCGAAAAUCCUUGGCCGCCAGUGUUGACGAUGAUGGCCAGCGCAAUGGCGCUGAUGAAGCUUCCGUUUGAACGAGCCACUCCAUACGAACACGACCUCGAGUAUGUCAAGACCGUCAAGACAGUGAAGCCAAACUUCGGGGCUUUGGAUGACACGGAGAAACUCUGUGCUAUGUGGCUGGGGCAUGCUGGUUAUCUUGUCCAGCUACCCGCUGAAGCAAGUCAUCGUCCCAUACGCAUCUUGUUCGAUCCAAUGUUCUCUGAACGCGCCUUUCCAUCUGCUUGGGUCGGACCCAAGAGGCGGUUGGAAGCGCCAUGCCGGGUGGACGAGCUUCCAGAGAUAGACUUUGUCGCUGUGAGUCACAACCAUUAUGAUCAUUGCGACCUGGACGCGCUCAGGGCAUUGUCAAACAAGUCGCACGCAACACUUUUCCUCGUUCCUCUAGGAAUGGAAGACAAUUUACGUUCUGUUGGCAUCCCUAGUCCCCGGAUCUUCGAACUCGAUUGGUGGGAUACGCUUCUCUGCCCGUUGGAUGGCAGGAUGUGCAACUAUCGGUUUACUUGUACCCCAGCUCAACACAACAGUGGUCGAGGAAUGCUUGAUCAAAACUGGACCCUAUGGUGUGGAUGGUCGAUUCAGCAAGAACACAAGAACAAGACGUGGGCAUCUACAUAUUUUGCUGGCGACACAGGGUACCAAACACUCAAUGGACCGUGUCCAGCUUUCAAAGAAAUCGGGGAGAAACUCGGACCCUUUACCCUCGCAAUCGUUCCUAUCUGGUCCGGUGCAUCCCUCACAUUUCUCGGAAAGAUGGGUUACCGCCUCUCCGACGACAGUCACCUCGUCACUCUCCAUGCCACUCCUGAAGAUGCUGUCAAACUGGUGGCAGACGUUCGCGCAAAGAAUGCACUCGCAAUGCACUUUGGAACAUUUGCUGGGUCUGACGACGAAGCUCUCGAGCCGGCUGUGAGGCUAGCCAAAGCGAGCAGCCCUGAUCAAGUUCAUGUGCAAGUUAUUGAUGUUGGAGAGUGCAUGGCAUUCGAGCCCAAUCUUGAGUUAGAAGAAAGCAAAUGA